AUGUGUAAAGCUGCUGCAGAUCAUGUCCAUGGUUGUUGGAAGAGGUGUUGGGAGCUUGAAAUAGAUUCUAAUUCAGGAAAUUGUGUAGUAUUUGCUUGCUAUGGUUCUGCACUGGUGACAUUUUGUUCUAUGGACAAAAGAAUGAAGACGGAAGAAGUAGAGCCCGUUCCACUUUCUCCAAUUACUUUCUUUUUUAAAAAAAAAGCAUGCUUUUGCAGUGGAUGUGAUGGGUUUUUGGAGGAUGACCAUGUGGAAAGGAUUGUUUGUUUGUCACCAUCUGAUUCUGGCCUGUUUAUAAAGGAAAUAGUGGCUACACCUAUGCGUGGAACUGCUAGCUUUUUGUCCGCAAGAAACAUUUUCAAGCAAGUCUGCCCUGCGAAAGGAGCAUGGGGUACAGUGGCUACUUCAACACUGAAGAAGCAAACAAGCAAUGACAUAGGGGCAAAAGGAAAAAGGAUUACUAAUGACAGGGUUGAUCCUAUUGUUGCUUUCAGCAAACCCCCACCGCUUCCGCCUGUUCUCGGACCAUUUGUUGCUCUCUCAGUAGUGGAAUCAUGGUAUAGUGAUGAUGACUGACAGGUGAUGUGAAGCCUUUCCUUCAAGUGUCCACUAGUUGGAGAAGAUCUUAGAGAUCAAGAUGAAUAUCUUGAGUGUGCUGAUGAGCAAGUGCUUUGUGAAUUUCCAGAGUUUAAUGUACCAUCCCAGAACUGGGUUUAUAAAUGGCCAUAAAACCAUCUUGUAGACCUUCAGUAUUUCUUGUAGUAUAAGAUGGAAAUUGUCUAGGAACCCUGCAGGACCCAGAUAUUCAAUGUUUAUUGGAAUGUGAUGUCUCAAUGGUAACUUUUAGCUUAUAAA
This is a messenger RNA of Rhododendron vialii, 855 nucleotides long. RefSeq lists its product as uncharacterized. The record is from RefSeq and is a predicted model, not a curated record. NCBI's taxonomy places the organism in Eukaryota, Viridiplantae, Streptophyta, Magnoliopsida, Ericales, Ericaceae. The transcript has 6 exons. Bases 1 to 576 code for a protein of 191 amino acids.